Maudiozyma saulgeensis is the source of this 786-nucleotide messenger RNA. NCBI's taxonomy places the organism in Eukaryota, Fungi, Ascomycota, Saccharomycetes, Saccharomycetales, Saccharomycetaceae. The record is from the annotation of a GenBank genome assembly.
AUGGCAGGAAGAAGAGAGCAUGCCACGCCAUCCUCUCAUAAUAGGGACACAGUUAAUGGAAAAAUGGCUGGCGAUCCACUAUUUGAGAUGCCGCCAUUCCCACCGUGGAAUACUACUGAAGAUAGAGCAUCAAAUGAAAGAAGUCUCUCAACACCGUUAAGAAGAAAAACCAAACGAUCAUUAAAAGUGAGUAUAGAUAAUGAUUCACUUCGAACUUGUCCGACAAAUGUAGUAAGUGAGGAAGAUGUUCAGAAUGAACUUACAAACGUUGAAUAUGAUUUCCAUCCAUUCACCACUAAGAGAUCAAUCAGCGAAACAAAAAGAAAAAAUUGGUUGUCAGCUGAGACUGCAGAGCAUUGUUUGAUAUUCCAUAAAGAGGGCCAUUUACAAGGAACCGUUAAUUAUAGACCCGAUAUUAUGAUUGAUUGUGAGCCAAAAAGUACGUCAGGAUCAGACAUUUUAAUUGACUAUCCCGAAAACAUAAAGGAUUCAUAUAGUAAUAUACGAAAUGAUAAGAAUAAAGUGAGAAAGUCGAAGGACACUGGAAACAAUGGACAAAUCAGAGAGUACAAAUCACCUACUAAAUUACUCGAAUUGAAAAUAUUUUGGGAAAAUUCUGAUUUACUUAGCCAUCUAGAUACUGACAUGGUUGUCAGGCAAAACGAAAUUUUACUGAGAGAACUUGAUGAAUUAGUCAAUGUGAAAAAACAACUUAAAAAUAGAAAGCACUAUACUUCUUUAAGGGAAAGAUGCGACCAGAUAUUAGAUGGUAACAGUAAGUCAUAA